AACUGUCAAAUUUGGCAACUGUCGAUGUAAUUUGUUUGAAAUGAAUGAAAAAUAACAUCUAAUGUGUGCCUUUUCAUUGCAUUACCAAAAAUUUCAAUGACUGAGAUUCAUGAAAAUUUUAAUGGACAAAAAUGAUGAAAAUCAGAGAAAAAAACUGACGAAUUAAUUAUUCAAAAGUUACUAAUAUUCAAUCUGAUUCCUUCACAAUUAUGUUUUGAACUCAUAUAAAAACAUGUUCAAAAUAGAAUCUUAUAUCACACCCAUAUUACUGAGUUAUGUUGACAAAUACAUCAAAAAUUUUCGAUUAGAAGAUUCCACGGUCUCAUUAUGGGGAGGUGAUGCUUGUUUUCAUAACUUAGAUUUACGAUUAGAAGUUUUGGAGCAAGAAUUACAUUUACCUGUUAGUUUUGUUUCGGGACAUAUAAGGGAACUUCUCAUUCAUGUUCCAUGGACAAAAUUGGCUUCUGAACCAAUCACAGUAACAAUAAACACUAUAGAAUGUAUUCUGAAGCUUCGUGGUUCAGAUGUGAGUUCAGGUUCCUCUUCAUCAGGGAAGUCGAGAGAAAAGUUGAAAGCUCAGAGUCAAGAUUUAGAAGCACCUCCAGGUUAUCUCGCUAGCCUUAUACAUAAAAUCGUUGGGAAUAUAAGGAUUUAUUGUAACAACUUGAUAUUGAAAUAUGUAGAAGAAGAUAUAGUUUUAUCGAUGAAUAUCAAACAUUUUAAAUUUGAGUCUGCUAAUGAAGUUUGGGAACCUUCAUUUACAGAAGCAUUGUUUUCUUCAGAUCUUGGCUCUGAUGAGGUGAAAAUGAGAAAAUUAAUUUGCAUAAAUGAUCUAACAAUAUGUCUUGACAAAAGAAAUGCAGCUGGGAAAAUUGAGGUUUAUCAAGAACCUAUGCUGUACAAAUGUUCCAUGACUAUGCAUUUAUUGAGAACAUAUCAUUCCGCCUCUGCAUCUAGAAGUUCCACUACUCGUCUGGAUAUUUAUUGUAAUAGUUUAGAGUUUGGUAUGUCGGAACAGCAGUUGCCAAUGUUUAUUAGACUGAUACUACUUUGCUUCGCUUUGAAAAGGAAAAAGAGAGAAGAAGAUCACGAGCCAAACACACAGAGUUCUGGUUUGACAGAAAUAAGAGAUAACAAUGAUAAUGCAGAAACAUGGACUGGUUGGGCUUGGUCUUAUGUUUCAUCUGUGUUAUCAGAUCCUACAAAUGAAGAAUGGAUGAACCAACAAAACGCAGAGACUGACCAUAUCUUACACAUAGGAUUUUAUGUUGAUAAGGCAUCAGUGAUAUUCAAGGUUACUGACGCUAGUAGAGAAAGAAACUAUUACCAACAUAAGAAACUGCGAUAUAUGCCGGUAUUAGCUCUUGAAUUGCAAGGCAUAUAUUCAGAGACAAUUACCCAUGGCCCGAAAUGGCUCAAUUCUACAUUUGGAAUAAGUGAGAUACUCUUGAGUCCGCUGGGUUAUUGUAGUUGCUCGGUAAUGGAAAGUCCGGAAGGUUGCAAACCCAUACCCUACCUGAGAAUAGGUUCUCAAUCCUCUUACUACAAAUUCAAUUCGCUUUUUGACGCUGAUGCUUUGGAGAACAAGGGGGCCAAAAAGCACUACAACAACUGCUGGGACUACCAUUUGAUAAAUUUGACAGAAUCUGUGCUGCUAGAAAGGACUCCAGCUUUUGCUGUUGAUUAUAUCCACGAAAUGGCUAUCACUGAAGAUCUUACACCAGAAAAACUGACUGAAAUGACCUCCAAUUUGGAAUAUAGUAAUUUGCCGGAAAGGGAUUAUACAAGGAUAUUCAUCGCACCUCUGAAAUUGAGACUUUGUUCCGGAUUUCACCAUAGGAUCUCUAGCAUGAUUAUGGCUGCCAUCAACUAUGAAUAUGUACCAUAUUAUAUACCUGCACCAGACCCGGACUAUCAAGAUUUACUGCCACCCUCUGAGGAAGAUUUCGAUGCCCUUAACGAAUUUAUACCUCUAGCUUCAGUUAAGGUUACUUUCUUUGCACCAGUCAUCGAAUUUGAAACUGCAGAUCACCCUCAUUUCGUACCAAAAAAGGGAAAACUUUACAGAAAGCAUAAGAAAGUUUCUGCCCAUGCUCAACAGACUGUUCCACAGGCAGCUCACCAAGAAAGUGAAAAUGUGAAGUUAGUUGUAGAGUUUCAGUGCUUGGAUUUACUGUACAUCACUCCCUUUUAUGUAAACCGAUUGGUUUAUACCACCUGCCAGUUACCUGAUCCUCCGAAGGGCUUGUUCGACGCUUGCUUCAAGAAGUUCGAACUAAAAGUUUUGGGACUCACCAGUCGACUUGUCGUGAGUUCACAUUGCCAAACGACAAUCCUGUUGCCGUUCAACGCUUCCUUCAUGACGAGACAAAUUUUGAAGCCGCAGUACUGGACAGAUCCCAAUGUGACCCAUUUUGAGCUAACCAUUGAAUCUGAAAAUUUAACACUGAAUGGAACUAAAGCCAAGAUGUUACUCAUAUAUGAUUUGAUUAUGGCCUUGUUUCAAUUGGAUGGUGAAAAUAGCAACUUGCAGAAUUCCUCUAUAAUGACUGAUGCCUGUAGGGAUGCAGGUUUUCCUUAUAUGGAAUUGUAUAUAGAAGGAAUAAGAUUCAAAAAAGUUACAACUUACACCACAGUUUCCUUGGAUAUGAGUUUGGAUAGUAUCAAGGCUUUCAUUUUCGAAACAUUUGACCAUGAUAAAUUAUCAGAAAACUCUGCCGGCGCAUCAAGCGCAAAAAAAUAUUUAAACGAGAAUAUUCAGCAAAUUUUAUUCAUUUCUGGACCAGAACCUAAACACAGCAGUACUAUAUUCCAAAGUAGUUCACAAAUAACCUCAUUGUUUACUGCAACAAUUCAGUAUCCGAUUAAUCCAGAUAAUCAGGUUCAUCCUACGAUUGUAACUUAUAACAUCCAAGAAAUCAGGAUAUGUGUUGACCCCCUAGUCUUCAAAUGGUUCCUCUACAAACCUCAAUUCUACAGGACCAAUUCCUUCGCAAAUUUUUCGGAUACCCCAUAUAAAGUUAAAAGCGCAGACAGUAGCGUUUUCUGCGAUUCCACAAGAAAGUCGAGUAUGCUUUUGGAGUCGGUACACAGCAGUUCAGAUCGAGAAAAAUCUUCGAUUGUCUCGAAAAGAUCGAAAAUAUUGAAAGAGGAACCAAUCGAUAUGCAAGAGAAGAUUUAUAAUUUUUUGAGGGAUUGGUUCAACGUGUGGAAGUCGAUGAUUGUUUCUGGAGAAAUAAGCCAGUGCACUAUUUACUUUCCCAUGGUUUCACUUUCGGCUGUUGGUUCACAAGGUAUUCAAGAAGCAGUGAAUCAUGCUGUUAACAAGAAAGAUCCACCAGAUAUCAUGGUGAUAAAACUGCCAAAUUUGCUAACUCAUUGUACCCAGCGUCAGAAUCUUAAGAAAUACAUGACCCACCUACCAAUCAGUUUACCGGAAACUAUUUGGUCGCCUGAUAGGUCUUGUUUUCCAUGGACAUUAACAAUCAAAGACCUCAGCUGUUACACAAUUCAGAAUGGCUCAAAGAUGGAUUGCCUCAAACCGUGCUCCUUGAAUGCCACAAUUGGUUUAUCGACGAAGAAUUCAAAACCGGAGGAAAAUACCUUGCAUAAAGAUGCACCUGCUGCUACUUCUGUAUCCAAACAUGAUAUUAGCAGUUUAGGUGUGUGUGUUCAUGUCGAUAUGACCCCAGUUCUGAUAUCUACAUGCGAAAUUCAGGUUUACUUAUUCGCUAGCAUUCUGUAUGGUCUUGUUGAAAUUGCAUCCAGUUUCGUUCCAUCAGAAAAGAAUAAACAUCAACAGGAAUAUAACACAAGAAUUCUGGAAUCUAUAGACAGUAAAUCUGAAUCAAUAAUGACGAUUCCAGAAAAUCCUGUAGACCAACAAAGCCAAAACUCAUCUUCCAUCAACUUGACUGAAGCAGACCAAGAUUCAAAACUCACUGCCUGGCUUCAGUGGACAAUCACCAAGUUCACCAUCGAACUGAAUUCAAUGACGAAGGAGUCGAGAAAAAACAAGCCUAAACUUAAAUUAGUAAUAGAUACUGAAGACAUUGUGAGUUCAAUUGAUUUUCAAAAUGUUUAUCUGAAAAUCAAGAGUAAAGUAGGGUCGAUGUCUGUGGAACAUUUCAAACUAGUGAAAGAUAAGUGGCAACCAGGUCCGUAUUCAGGUCUUGUGAUGAGACAUCGUGAUGACUACCUAAGCGAGGAGAGACACGAGGACAACGCCUUCAUAAAUCUAACAAUAACCAGAGCUAGUUGCCGGCAUACUCAUACUUUAUGGGGCACUCUACAUCGAAAGAAGGAUCUCAAACUUUCUUCCACCUCCUCAACUACCAUACCGACACGUUUCAUAACGGAAAUUGUGGUAUCAAUCAAACCAACGGAUUUCAUACUGUCUUUUAAGACUCUCAGAAAUUUCAAUCUAGUUUUGGAACCCUUGUUCGCGAUUCAGAUGCCAGAGAAGAAGGGUAAAGGUUCGCAGAGCGUAUCAUACGUUACCAAUCAAGCUCUCCCCUUGGCUUACUUGGAAUGUCACGAUGUUAGGGUUAUUAUUCCGGUGUCGAUGUCGAAGAAGAGGGGCAAUAUGAAACUUGACCACGACGUGUAUAUGCUUCAAAUUUCCAAGAUAUCCUUGUGUCCAAGUGCAGUGAAUCCCAUAUGUAGGACACCUUACAGGCCGGAUUUAUACCAGCAUGCUGCUCGUUCUAGAAUAUUGAAUAUACCAGGAAGUGAGAUGGAAGAUCGUCAAUACCAGUUGGAUAUCAUCGGGACAUCUUUGAAUACAGGUGCCUGGGCGGAUGUGGAACUUAUUCUUAACAUGCCUUCCGGUAUUCUAACCAGUCUUCACGGUAGCAGCGAAAAUCCGGCUGUUGAGUGGAAUAACCUGGAAAAAGUUUGCAUCAAUUCUAAUCCUAGUACGCAUUUAUGGGCUGUCCUCGAAAAAAUCGACUUAUCCAUUAUCACCGCCCCUGCGAUGGUCUACAGGGACGUAUUAGUGUGCUGUAAUUCAGUUGAAGUCAAUAUUGUAUCAGAUGUUGCCGUCAGCCUGUGUCUGUGCCAGAUCAAGUUAGCGCUGUAUCUUUUCGGGGAAUUCAACGAAUUUAUACAGCCUGUGAAGACCUCGAGGAAGAAAAUACGGUUUCCUUAUUCGAAACUUGUUGGGGAACAUGAUGAGUCAGAGGUGGAAGCACUGAGAGAUUCCGGUAUAGAAAGCUCUGAAUUCAAAAGUGUGGGAUCGUCUUUUAAACACGAUAUAUAUCGUUUUGAUAGUGAAAAACACUUCACUGUCUUGAAAAGUUCCUCUAUGAAUAUAGACAAUGUACACCCUUUGGAAGUUCUACUUACUGGAGGUAAAAUAAGUCUAUCACUGUAUCGAAUCGGUUCGGACUAUCCAGUUUAUAAUGAAAAGAAUGCUCAUGAAGAUAACAGGAAACCUCUUCAGAAAAUCAAGGAGACUAUUCUGGAUGUGAAACAAUCCAUAAAUACAAUUGGCAUAGUUCCGUCCAUAACCAAAAUGAAAAAUAAAGUAUCUUUGAAAGGAAAAUUCAAAGGUUCCAAACAAUCCCUGAGUGAAACUAUAUCAGAAGAAGAAUUCGACAGGAGAUUUAUUCCUUUGUGCUACGUACUUCUAUCCCAACCUAAUCUAUACAUCUUGGAUGAAAAAAACACCAGAAAAGUACACUUCUGUCUGUUUAACAUCUCGAUGAAAAUCAGUGGUAGUAAAUAUUCGCCUACCACUUCAAUUCCAACGGCUCAAGAUUACCAUGUAACUAUUUUGGAAACUCUGGCAGGUAUGCCACAUCCGGAAACAGGCAUACCACCCGCAUUUCUCACUGUUAAAGUUACGACAAAGUUGAAUUAUAACUCGGUGCUGGAUGUGGAUUUCGCAAGGCCUACUAGAAUCUUAUGUUCGAAGGAUAUUUGCUACGAUAUAUUAGGAAUCCAACAGGCAAUCAUGGAUUGUAUUCAAACUGAGAAUUUCCAGGUUGCUCCCAUGAAGUCUAACAUUUCCUUGUACAAUAUACCGUUGACCUUGAUACCAGAAAGUUCAGAGAACUACAUACGGUUUCAAGAAAUUAAAACGAAAGUUUUCAAUUUGAACACCAUCAAUAUUACCUCAGAUCAGUUGGUUUUGAUCUGGGAAACUAAUACUGAUUAUAAGCUGAGAUUGACUGUGGGAAAAAUAAAGAAUAAUUUCAGCCUGCUGAGCAGACCGGAUAAAGUGACAAACUUCGUGAAACUGGAAUGUGUUUCUUUGCUAUAUGAGAGUGAUUACGUUUCCCAAUUGGUGUUGAAUCCGUGGACCAUUGCCAUUGACCUUUUGCUGUAUUGGGAAUCUUGGCAAUAUUUAGGGGACAAUCCGCAAUCUCAAAUAAUUGCAGAGAGCGAUUCUUUGAUGCUCACAGUUUGUCCGGAAAGACUGGAAGUUUUGAAUGUACUAAUGGAUGAUAUAAUCAGGUUUGUGAGGGACCUAAGGAAGAGUCGAGAAGUUCCUGAGCAGAGUGUAGAUUUUCCCGAGACUAUAAUUCAACAACAGGAUUCUGAACAGUAUUACAAAGACGAUUUGAGAGCGGGCGCUUUUCAAUUUGUGGACUCUACUACUGAUAACAUCGAUGAAAUGCCUUUACCUUACCAAGUCAUGUUUUGGAACAAAAAUAUCGCUGCUAUGGCUUGGAGAUAUCCGCAACCCAGGUGUCUGACAAAAGUGAGGGUGUUCCCAGUGCCUCUAAAAGUGUCUAUAGACGGAGAGUAUGAGAUUGAGAUAAGUUGCAGUUUGGAGUAUUGGUCAGAAUGUCACGCUUCUUUCAUAACAUACACCCAAUUUGUUUUACCCGAGGAUGAAAUUUUGCACUUGGAACUCCCCAAAGCAAAGCCACACCCACCUUUCGCAUGCGUGUGGAGGGUGGAGCUUACGAUCUCAAGGUCGAGCAUAGAAGACGUCGAUAUAUUCUCGAUAUUCUCCCCACAUGCUUUGGCCGCAUGUAUGCGAAUAGACUCGUAUUUCAACCGAUCUCUCAUACCAGACUUCAGUGUAGCAUUUUCCAUUUCACGGUUUCGUAUCGCUUUAAACACUAAAUUUGACAAAGAAAGGUACACAAUUCUUCCCCCAUUCCUUAAGGGAUACAAUCCUGAUAUGCUGUUCCCUUCAAGCCAAUGCUUCUCAGAAAUAAUUUUCGACAGUUUAAAACUUCAUUCCUCCAGUUGGAAUUUCAAUACCUUCCUAGUAGACAUGACGACAUCACUGAAAGUCCUCGUGCUUGAAUAUGCCUUCUUGACAAUGCAGCCCAUGAUCGAUUGUUCCGGUUUUAAGUUCGAAACCAGUAUCUCGAAGAGGUGCGAUUGCAACUUCAUUUCCAAAUCUGUUGCCGUCAGUUUUUCACCGAGCAUAGCCCACACGCUAGCCGUUAGUGCCCAGUUGUGGAAUCUGAAUUACUCCAGUUUCAUCACUAACAAAUCGGAAGAUUUGAAUUUCUGCGUACUAACACGCUAUAUAAUUUGUAAUGAUACAAAUACGGCCCUCAAGUUCGGUCAAAAUGACACCGAUGAAGAAAUCAUGCUGAUGCCGAGAUAUUUCAAUCUUUAUUGUUGGAGGACGCAGAAACAAAAGCAACAAAUGAGAGUGUCCUUAGAGGGUAAAGAGUGGUUAUGGUCCCAGCCCUUCUCCUUGGAAGUUGGUACACAAAUCGUUGAAAUAAGUGAGAAAAAAAAGUUGUCUCUAAAUUUGACCGUCAUCGCUCUGUCUGCAACACAGCUGCAGGUCGUAUUUUCUGGACAGUUGAUUAUUGCCAACAUGUUAUCGGAACAUUUUGAGCUGAAGAUCGUACGCGAGAACGUUACCGAUAACAGGAAGAUCGUGAAUCAAGUGGUCGCUGGAAAUUCGAUGACUACGUCCAUGGUAAUCAAUUACGAUAAGGCCCAUUUCCUCAGAUUGAGAUUUUAUGGUUUGGAAACUUCUUGGAGCGGAGAUAUUCCUUUGAUGGAGCAUGCGAAGAGCGCCCAGCCUUGGCUUGUAAAAGUCCCUCUGAUGGAGAGAGGCCAAUUUUUGAGUGUGUGGUGUCGGGUUGUGGUUCAAGAUUUCUCAAAUGGAAAAAAAAUCUUGGCCAUGUUGUGGCCACUGUUCUCUAUAAAAUCAAAUUUGCCCAUAAGCACCAAAGUUCACAUUGAAACCCCUCUAUUGAACUACCAUGGGGAUAUUAUGGUUAAAAGCCACGGGGAGGAACAACAGUUGUACUGCCCUGGUACUAUUGACCAUUCACAUCAGUUGACUUUUCAAUUGGAGAAUGUCGCUCCAAGUCCAAACCCUUACGUACCUCUCAACUACAGCCUCAUCGAUCACGACACUUUUUUUAGAAGAAUGGAUAAAGUAGAUAUCAAUGACAUAAUAGAGUAUCUUAAAACACACAAAGAGAACGAAUGGCCUUAUUUCGGAGAAGAACUGAACAACGUAGAGUGGGUGGUUGGAGAUCAGCCAGAAACUCAUGUUCAGGUGAAAUAUCACAACUCUUGUGAAUAUUCAAGUACACUAAUGGUUGAGCUUUUGCCUUGGUGUCUCCUAGUGAACAUAUGUGGUUGUAUGAUUGGAAUCAAAAUGGAAGGAGAAGAAGUGUGCACAUUACAGCAUAACGGAAUUGUAACACCUCCCAAAAUCGAGGACACUUUCAACAUUCUUAUCUAUAUCAACGAUGAGAAGUAUACAUCUGAUCCUCUUCAGUUCGCAAAACCUGCAACUUGGUCUCAAAAUUUCUACAUGCCAAAAAUUCUAGGUAUAAUUCCAGCAGAUGGCACCAUUGUGUGCAAUGUGAAGUGCAAACGGCACAUUAGUAGGUUAUCUAUAAGGAGUUAUAUCGUCAAUGACAUAAGAUUGCUAAAGAUAGCAUCCACCCAUGUCCUUUGCAACAAUACACGUUUUCCUAUGUAUGUUAUAUGCCUUGCCGUACCAAGUACUGAUAUGUAUGCAAUACCUGAUCAUUCCACAUGUAAUGUGGUUACUAUACCUUCAGGCAUGUAUGAGAAGAACCAAGGUGUAUCUAUUUUGCAAUGGUUCAAUCUUGAAGAAGACAAACAGAGCAGUUCUGCCGAACAUGUACUUUACAUGGUGUUCUCUCUGAAUCCAGCUUUGGGAUGGUCCAAACCUAUUAGAGUAGAUGAGUUUUUCGUUAGGAAAACCAUAUCUCUCAUCAGUGAAACUGAACCAGUACCCCUUGCCAUCACAAGCUUUGAGGGUAAAAGUCAGAACUUCAUCAGCGUUCAUCAUGAUACUAGACCUCAAAUAUACAUCGAAAACAAUUCUGGUGUUACUUUGUACUGCGCUCAGUCAAGCGAAGGAGAAGGUUCAGAGAUCAUGGAGGAAACGGAACAUUUCAAAUGGUUUUGUGAAAUUAAAGAUGGUAACAGCAACUACUAUUCAAUGAUGAGCUUUACAGAUAAGUUCCCUGAUAUUCCACCCCAAGCCAACAAGGAAAAUUUGGUGUUUGCGAAGGAUCCUCUUGGGUUGUUACAAGGUUCUGUCUGGUCGUCAGAAAUCAAUUUGGCAGAUGAUUCUGAACAGUAUGUGAAGAUACCAUUUCAUGGAGAUGUUAGAAUAUUUGUGAAAAACUCGUCCUGCCUCACAUAUAUCAAAGUGGAGUCAGUAAGCAAAGUGGAGAUUAAUGCCAAAGAUAUUCGUUCAAGGCUUUUGCAAUUUCAUGAAUUGUCUAAAGCUGGAGGUAGCAGAAGUCACAACGAACCACCAAAGAUUAUUCAUAGCUUCUCUGCAGAAGCUAUUAAACCCUACGAGCAAGAAUUUGGGGACGUCAAUUAUCAGACCCUAUCAACGUCAAACAUGAAAGAUGGCAUGAGUGAAAUUGUAAAUUUCCAUCCUUUAACUAGAAGGAAGUCAGAUUCUCAGAUAAUGAUUGGACAAAAGCCCCAUAGGAUACUAUUUUGCUCUACCAUUCCGAUGCUGGAACAUUGGGAUCUACUGAACGUAAUGGUAUUUGUGAACAAUUUCACAUUUACGCUGCUUUCGGAUAUUGAUAAAAAGACUGCCGAUGUGGAUGAAAUCACUUCGUUAAUAUGUGAUAAUAUAGCUAUAUCUACAAUGCAGUCCGAUUGUAUGGAAAUGGAGUUGUAUGUUCAAAAUAUACAAGUGGACAACCAGCUUUACUCCAAGAGAAAUUAUGAUUUUCCGGUAGUUAUGUUGAUGCAAGAGCCAGUGCAAUUCAGGAGGAUGCAUUCUUUAGAUGUGCCCAUUAAGAAUCUUUUCGAUGAAAUAAGGGUUUCCUCUGCGUUGAAAUUGUCCCUAACCAUUGAUACUUGGGUUGAUCCAAGGAACCAUAAAGUAACAGGUAUUCAAGAGCUGACUUUCAGUUUGCAGCCAUUCAGUUGUUACUUGGAAGACACAUACCUUCUUCUUAUAUCUGAAUAUUUGAAUAUAUUCAUGCCAACCAACCUGAUUUUCAUUCCUGAGUCGCCAAAAUGUAAACCCACACUUGACAAUUCAUUAUUUAUUUACAUUCCUGAUAUGGUAUUGUGGCAAAGUGCGGUUCAAGCACAUCCCUUGACCAUACGUCGUAUGCUAGUCGACCCAAUUUCCGUGAUGUUAUCUGUACAUUCCUCCAUUAAGAUGUAUCUGGCUCUGGACCAGUCGCCUCUCUUGUUCGCCGAGUUCGAGAGAAAAAGGGUGUUUACUAAUGCUUAUAGGUUAGGUCAUACGCUUACAAUGCACUAUUUGUCUGGCGCCAUAUUCAGGGCAGGUUGGAUGGUUAGUUCUCUUGAAAUCCUUGGUAGUCCAGUGGGUUUAGCAAGAGCCAUGGGUUCCGGAUUGAAAGAUUUUGUUGCUUUACCUUUCAGGGGACUCCUGCAAGGUCCCGUAGAAUUUCUAUAUGGUGUCACGCACGGAUCUGCGUCAUUGAUGAAACAUGUAACAGCUGGUACUUUGCAAUCUUUCACUAAAAUGGCGUCUAGUGUAGCUAGAAACUUGGAUUAUUUGACACUGGACGAGGAGCAUGUUAAGAGAGCUGAGGAACAGCGUAGACAAAGACCAGCAGGUGUUACUGAGGGACUCAUGCAGGGUCUAACUGGUUUGGGUAUAAGCAUUUUGGGCGCUAUCGGAGGAAUAGCGCAUCAUCCCCUACAGUCUGUGAUAGCCGAAGGAGGAUCGCCCAGGUCCUUAGCUGCCGGUCUUGGUCUGGGCCUUGUCGGUAUUAUAACAAAACCGUUGAGCGGGGCUGCAGAACUGUUGGCUUUGACCGGACAAGGAUUACUGCAAGGUGCAGGCUGGAAUAACCUGCCAGAACAGCGUAAUCAGCCUAUACUUCACAAUAUGUUCUCCAGUAAUAGCUCAAUCCUCAAAUACGAUUGGAAAAUGAACACAAUCAGCGAGAACAGUUCCAAGUUCCUUCACAUGACCGAUGCUACUUCAGUGUCCACGAAUUUUCAAUACGCUUCGGUGGCGUUAAUAAUAACCAACAAAAAUUUGAUAAUAGUGAACGCAGAUGAGGAUGUUGUCCAGAACAGUAUUAUUUUAUCGGAGGUGGAACCUUUGAAGAGUAAUUCUGAUCCAACCCUGUUGUCUUUGGAACUAGUUCCUACCAAACCGAUUGUGUUGAAGGUGGAAGACGACGUGAUAGUUGAAAUGGAUCCAGCGUCUAGAGCAAGAGUGGCGGAUUACGUUAAAAAUACGGUGGGAAUGCUUCAAGUGGCUGGUGGAAGUAAGGGUCCUUCUGAAAUGAGUAUAUCUCCUUUGUCUUCGCCAGGAGGAGGUAACGAUAGUGAAGCGGAGUCGAAGAAAGUGCUUAGUUUCUAUGUGAAUCCCCAAGAUCGUAACUAUUUCCUCUGUUUGCUAGCGAUGGCGAAACACGAGAAUUUGGACAUGUGCAAUAACUACCCUGUAUUAUAAAAGUGAGACGUUUUAUUCAAUACCUAUUCAAAGAUGAGAAAUAAAGAAGUUGUUUAUUGUUUUUAA
Molecule: messenger RNA, 11947 nt
Organism: Coccinella septempunctata (seven-spotted ladybird)
Lineage: Eukaryota; Metazoa; Arthropoda; Insecta; Coleoptera; Coccinellidae
Gene: Vps13B
Product: vacuolar protein sorting-associated protein 13B
Exons: 41
Coding region: 233-11881 (3882 amino acids)
Source: RefSeq, a predicted model, not a curated record